Molecule: messenger RNA, 1152 nt
Organism: Endocarpon pusillum Z07020
Lineage: Eukaryota; Fungi; Ascomycota; Eurotiomycetes; Verrucariales; Verrucariaceae
Exons: 7
Coding region: 1-1152 (383 amino acids)
Biological process (GO): epoxide metabolic process
Molecular function (GO): epoxide hydrolase activity
Source: RefSeq, a predicted model, not a curated record
AUGUCUUUCUCAACACUCCCAAGCGGCGUUAACCACGCCAUCAAACCGUUCACCCUGAAUACACCAGCGGCCGAAAUAGAAGAAUUGAAGACACUGAUCAAGCACUCCAGGAUCGCCGUGCCAACCUUCGAGAACUCACAGAAAGAUGGCAAGUACGGCAUCGAUCGUGAAUGGAUGCAGAACAUCAAAGAGAAAUGGCUCAAAUUUGAUUGGUCAAAGACUGAAGACCGGCUCAAUUCUUUCCCUCACUUCAAAGCCAGCAUCACAGAUGAUGAUGGCACCAAGUACGACAUUCAUUUUGCCGCACUCUUCUCCCAGAAAGCCGAUGCCGUUCCGUUGGUCAUGCUGCACGGUUGGCCAGGCAGCUUCCUGGAGUUCAUACCCAUCUUGCAGUUGCUGAAAGACAAGCACACCCCAGAAACGCUCCCGUACCAUGUCAUCGUUCCCUCUCUGCCCGGCUACACUCUAUCUUCCGGCCCACCCACCAGCAAGGACUCCGGGUACUGGGAUAUAGCGCGAAUUGUUCACCGUCUGAUGUCAAUGCUUGGUUUUGGAGAUGGCUACGUUGCCCAAGGAGGAGACCUCGGCAGCGCUGUCGCUAGGGUUAUGGGUGCAAUGUAUCCUGGCUGUAAAGCUGUCCACGUCAACUUGCUCAUCGUGGCCAAAGCACCUCCAAACACAUCGGAGGAUGACCUGACCGACUCGGAGAAGCAAGGUAUAGCUAGGGGUAUGGAAAUCUUCAAUCUCGGUCUAGCCUAUGCUUUGGAACACGCAACCAGACCGAGUACGAUCGGUCUCGUCCUGGCAAGCAAUCCGAUGGCUCUCAUGGCUUGGAUCGGCGAGAAAUUCCUGCAAUGGAGCGACGUCAACCCAUCGGACGAAACCAUCAUCGAAUUCAUAACGCUGUACUGGCUCACCAACACGAUGGAGAGAUGCAUCUACCCGUAUCGUCAGGACCUCCCCAACGGCGUCGGCACCCUAAUAUCCGCCCUUUCGUCGUCGAACGACGCCCAUCGUUUCCAGGCCACCCCAUCUGACCCGCCCCCGUCUCAAGCCCAAGCCCAAGCCCAAGCCCAAGAUGCAACCCCCCAAACCAGCACCCCCGAACCCGAACCCAACGCCAAAUCCAAACCCCUAGGCUUCUCCGCCUAG